Molecule: messenger RNA, 3835 nt
Organism: Electrophorus electricus (electric eel)
Lineage: Eukaryota; Metazoa; Chordata; Actinopteri; Gymnotiformes; Gymnotidae
Product: integrin alpha-X-like
Biological process (GO): cell adhesion mediated by integrin; integrin-mediated signaling pathway; cell-matrix adhesion
Cellular component (GO): integrin complex; external side of plasma membrane
Molecular function (GO): integrin binding
Source: RefSeq, a predicted model, not a curated record
UCACGUCGACAUCUACAAACCAAAUGUAGAUCUUCACAUGAGUUUCAGUUUAAUAUUUAGUACCAGUGUGUGUGCUUUUGCUUUUUUAAAAAACUUUUUUUCUUUUUUUUUUUAAUGCCAGUAUAUUUUAAGGUUUCAUUUUUUACUAAAGAUAAUAUUUGAACUUCACACUGAUGGGGACCUGUCAGAACGAGCAUAAACUUUACAACAUUCUUCUUUUAAUUACUUUUGCUUGUGGUUUCAACCUGGAUACAGAACAUCCCAGAAUAUUCAGGUCACCAGAGAAGGGUUUUGUCUUUGGUCACCGGGUUUGUCACUUUGGAUCCAAUGUGAUGGUGACAGACCCUUUCCAUGGUAAUGGGACCGGUAGCAUAUACAGGUGCUUUUAUAAUGAUGGCCAGUGUAAGAGUGUUCCAGUCAAAGUUAAUCAGAACUCUGCAUUUGGGCUUUCACUUGCCUGUGGUAACCAUCGAGCAGUGGUGUGUGGCCCUCAUCUGCAGCAGAAAUGUGAGGGCUUUAAUUAUCUGAAUGGGAUUUGUGUGGAGUUCAGUGACAAUCUCAAACAAUCUCAUACACUGAAACCUGCUUUCCAAGAAUGUCAUAAGAUUCCGCCACUGGAUGCAGUCAUUCUGUUUGAUGAUUCCCAAAGUAUCAGCAAUGAUGAUUUCUCCAAAAUGAUUAAUUUCAUUAAGGCUAUAAUCAAGACCUUCCAACUCCCACGUUCACAGGUGGCUGUGGCUAAGUUCUCCACUGAAUCUUCAGCAGUUUUCCAGUUUGACAAUUUUGCUCAAGAUCAAGAUGCAGACAACCUAAUGAAAGAGGUUGACCAUUCUCAGGGACAAACAUACACACCUUCAGCCAUUCGCUUUGUUCUAGAGAAAAUGUUCUUGAAGGACAUGGGAAUGAGGAAUGAAUCUCAGAAGCUGCUGGUUGUGAUCACAGAUGGCAAGUCCAAUGACCCAUUAGAGAGCUUUGACACAGUCAUCCCCUUGGCUGAGGCAAGAAAUAUCAUCAGGUUCGCCAUCGGGGUGGGUAAGGAAUAUUCUCAUGCCGAGCUGGAUCAGAUAGCGUCCUCCUCUCGUUAUGUGCUUGAGACAGACAGCUUUAGUGCUCUUGCCUCUAUUCUGAAACAACUGAAGGAGAAGAUCUUCUCUAUUGAAGGGCUAGAUGAAGGGUACUCAAGCACCAUCCAGCUGGAGCUGUCCCAGGGUGGCUUUUCUGUUGCUCUCUCAGAGGAUGAGAGUGUGUUUGGAGCUGUAGGGGCAUAUUCCUGGUCAGGUGGGAUGGAGAAAGUUUUGCAACUGAAUGCUUCAUUCAUUAAUACCUCAGGCCUGCAGGUGGACAUGCGAGAUUCCUACCUGGGUUAUUCAGUUGCUGUGGCGAAGUUGGAAAACAGCACAGUAUACUUUGCAGGGGCUCCAAGAUACAAGCACACAGGCCUAGUGUUGGGAUUCAGUCAGAACUCCAGGCACAAGCACUGGGAGGUCUCUCAUAGGGCAGAUGGUUCUCAGCUUGGCUCAUAUUUUGGAGCUGAGCUGUGCAUGUUAAAAGAUAGUGGAGGAGUAGGAUUAUUGGCAGUGGGGGUUCCUAUGUAUCACGCUCUUGGUGUGGGAGGAGAAGUCCAUAUCUGUUCAUUAGCUGCUGGGCCUCUGAACUGCUCAGAUGUGUUGCGGGGCGCAGCAGGCAAUGUUUUUGGUCGCUUCGGAUCGUCCCUGGCAACACUAAAGGACCUCAAUGGAGACAAUCUUAUGGAGCUAGUGGUUGGUGCACCUCAUGAGGAACAAGGCAGAGGGGCAGUUUACAUUUUUCUGAGCUGUCCAGGAGGCAUCAGAACCAAAUACAGUCAGAGGGUGUUGGGGGGAGCUGUGGGUGCAGAGCUGCAGUACUUUGGUUUGUCUCUCCACUCUGCUGGAGAUCUGAGCUCCGACGGCCUCCCUGAUGUAGUGGUGGGGUCCAGGGGAGCUGCCACGGUGCUGAGGACUCACCCAGUCAUGUGUGUAUCGGUGAAUAUUACACUUGACCCAUCAGUCAUACCCCAGAACUCCUUCCAUUGCGCCACCUCUCAUGGCUUUAACACCCCUGUCUCCAAAGCAACUGUUUGCAUCACCCUAAAAGAAGUUUCAAUGGGCACCAUUACUAGCCCCCUCCAUGCUGAUGUGUCCAUGUCUCUGGAACUGGACACUGGGGUAACACCCCCUCGUCUCUUCUUCUCCUCCGCGUCUAGCAGGCAUCAGUGGAACACCACACUCAACAGGACCUGGGACUGCAACACAUUCUCCAUCACCACCAGGAGGUGUAUAUCAGACUACCAUGAUGUGCCUCUGUCUGGAAAGCUCACUGUAAUUGGAAAAGCUAUAAAAAACACAGAAGGCCUGAAACCCAUCCUCAGCCCUGAAUGUCCCCCCGUGUUCACACACAUGGUAUUGCUGGAGAAGGUAUGUGGGGAGAAUCAUGUAUGUAUCUCUGAUCCAAACAUGUCUCUCAAAUUCAGCAGAGAUAUGGUGGUGAAUAUUGAAGGGUUUCCUGUGGAACUGUCAGUGGUUGUAGUUAAUAAUGGAGAGGAUUCAACAGAUACAGACCUUCUGUUUCUCCACCCGUCCAUUCUCUCCUUCACACAUGUCACAGUGGUGGAGUCCAGUGGAUAUGUGGGCUGUGUGUCUAAUAACACAGGCCAAGUCAAAAUGAGCCACACCACAUGCAAACUCAGCUUCACUCUAAGGAAGAAUGCUAAGGUUGUGUUGAAUAUGUCAUUUGAAGUAUCUGAGCCCUCAGCUCUAAGUAAUCAGCUGGCUGUGAAUGCAUCUGUAUCAAGUAAGAAUGAAAAUCCCACAACUCUCCAUGACAACACUGUCAUAGUGUAUGUGCCAUUUAAGAGGAUUGUCAACUUCCUAUUGCAAAAUAAUGGCUCCACAAGAUAUAUCAGAUACCAUCAAACUACGCAACUCCAACACACUUAUCAGGUGAUGAAUUUGGGGGAAUUGUCUGUCCCUGUCAGUGUGGUGUUUGUGUUGCCAGUGGAUAUGCGUUCUGGUUUCUUGUGGGAUGUUUCUCUUUCUGCAGUUAAUGGUACCGUGGCAAAGUGUGAACGGCCAGUGACGCUGAAAAACAUGUCACUUUACAGUGAGUAUUGCAGUGGGUCCAGAUGUCAUCAAAUUACUUGUAGUAUUGACCAUAUAAGCCAGCCAGUUACCUUCAGCUUCUCUGGUAACAUCACCCGGAAAAAGGUGUCUGGAAUGCAGAUAAAUGUGUUGAGUUGGGGAGUUAUCAAAUUUGAUGAGGAUCGUUACACUCAGUACCUUAACGACGACGCUCUUAUGUGUUCGAUUGUCACAGAGGUUGAGUUACCAUCACAGACUCAGACAGUUCUGAUCGCUUUCCUGUCUGUGUUCUUUGGGAUAUUGGCAUUGGUGAUUGUGUUUCUUGUGCUUUAUAAGGUUGGGUUCUUCAAAUUUGCUCAACAUCCUGCUCAACAGGCAGGUGUAUUGGGAGCGCCCUCCAGUGGGGAAGAUGGGUGUAACCUUCCAGCUGAUGGGAUGGCUGAGCAAGGCAAAACUUCAGUCAGCCAAAACACAAGUAGUGCGCCUGACGAAUCUGGAGUAAUACAAGCAGCCAGUAAUCACACUGCAGAGAGCACUGAUUUCAAUAUAAAGGAGACAGCUAUCAUAUAGCUCAUCACAAACUGUCCUGUGCUAUUCCAUUGCGUCUCUGCUAGUACCAGCUUCUGCAGUUAAAAACGAUCAGAACCGGUGUGAAUGGUUUCAGAGAACAAUAUGCAGCUUUGGUACAGUUAGAAAGAACACAGUUUCAUUAAAUAAAUUCUUUUUUAAAAAAUCGA